AUGUCUAUUGCGAGCAAGUCAUCCGUGAAGAUUCGACGUUCAAACUUCUAUGUAAUUCCAAGGGUGGGAAAAGGAUCAGGCGUCUUUGGGCUCAAUCUAUGUACACAAUACACGACCACAUCAUAUCGGGACGAUGCUCCCGCCGGAAUCCAAUCCCAACGCGAGGUCCCCAGCUCGCGAGAUCAAGGAAUCAAAGAGACCAUGUUUCCCUCGAAGAGCUUCAAGUCAGUAUCAGGGCAUAAACCGGAAGAAAGCGUGGAAGUCAAGAGAGCUCCUUGCGGCGCGGGCGGUGAGCGCGCGGAAUAG
Messenger RNA from Penicillium chermesinum, 306 nucleotides. RefSeq lists its product as uncharacterized. NCBI's taxonomy places the organism in Eukaryota, Fungi, Ascomycota, Eurotiomycetes, Eurotiales, Aspergillaceae. The transcript has a single exon. The record is from RefSeq and is a predicted model, not a curated record. The coding region runs from base 1 to 306 and encodes 101 amino acids.